Molecule: messenger RNA, 2323 nt
Organism: Glycine soja
Lineage: Eukaryota; Viridiplantae; Streptophyta; Magnoliopsida; Fabales; Fabaceae
Product: zinc finger-containing ubiquitin peptidase 1-like
Exons: 7
Coding region: 235-1530 (431 amino acids)
Source: RefSeq, a predicted model, not a curated record
UCUGAAAAUUUCCUCAAAUCACAAUGUUUGGAAAUAGUAUUAAUUGUGUUGUUAAUAUUUGAUGAAAAUUACAUUCUAAAUUAAAUCACAACAAUAUAUUUGAAAAAUAAAAAAAAUAAAAUUUAGAAAUCAGAUGCAAAAGCUAACAAAUAUAGUUGCCGCCGUUAACAUUUGAAAGGAAGAGGCUUUCGAGUUUCGGCGUCGUUGUUGUUUCGUUUCUUCAAUUUUCAUGUCAUGAACAUGGAUUCAGCCACUUGCCCUUUCUGUAAUCUUUCGUUUCCUUCUUCCCAAAUCCAAUGGCACGCAAACACCCACUUCGACAAUGACGAUGGCAAUUAUCGUUCUCCUUCGGUUAGUGGCUUGCAUUUUGAUGCAACUUCUGGAGAUUGUAAGAGUUGGUGUGGUGGUAGAAAUAAUGGGGCAUGGAAAAUGGAUGAAAAGAUCUCUUGCUUGGUUGAUUUGCAGAGAAGGGGAGAGUUUCACAAGGUUGAAAGGGGUUUGAUGGCCUUGUUAAGAAACUGUUUGGAGUCAGAUGGUGAAAACUCACGAAGCAUUUUGUCAGGAUAUGUUGAUCAUUUCCAGAGCAUUCCGUUUGAGGACGUUGGAUGGGGUUGUGGUUGGCGUAACAUUCAAAUACUUAGCUCACACUUAUUGGCACAAAGGCCAGAAGCAAGAGAAGCUAUGUAUGGUGGUUCAGGGUUUGUUCCUGAUAUCCCAUCACUCCAGAGGUGGCUUGAGGUUGCUUGGGAAAGGGGUUUUGAUGCUCCUGGCUCGGAUCAGUUUAACCAUGCUAUCUAUGGCUCAAAAAAAUGGAUUGGAGCUACUGAAUGUGCUGCCCUUUUGCGUUCUUUUGGUCUCCGGGUGAGGGUAGUGGAUUUUGGUCCUAAGGAAUCUGAAUCACUCUAUCUAUCUGUCCCUAGUUCAAGUGUAGGGGCAAAGGAGCUAGUGAGAAUUAAUGAUGCAAGGAAGAGGAAAGCACCAAAUACCCAUGGACCAAUGGAUAGAUAUAUGUCUCGUGCUGUUGCUCAAGCUAGUUGUAGCCAAGAUGCAAAGCCAUGUUCUUCUCUUAUCCGGAUUCGUGACACUGUGGAUAAAGAAAGUAGUGGUGAUAGAGUGCUAAACAGUACUGAAAGACAAAAUGAGGGUCAUCGAGUUCUUAUGGAUUUUGUGUGGAACUACUUUUCUCAUAAAGACACAGUUCAAUUUGGCCAGAGGCGUGUUCUUAUUAGUGACAAAACGCCCUUGUACUUUCAACAUGAUGGGCAUUCAAGAACAAUAGUUGGAAUUCAAGUCAAAUAUCAACAGUCUGGAAUUCCACAAUACAGUCUCCUGGUUAUGGAUCCUGGUCAUAGAACGGCUGCUCUAGAAAGAUCACUUAGGGAGAAAGUUGGAUGGCAGAAAUUCAUAAAAAGAGGAGUGCACACACUAAAGAAGCAACAAUAUCAGUUGUGUUAUGUUGAUCCUGGAAUUGCCAGUGAGGAGGAGAUGGAAAAACUCAAGACAAUUGAUAGCGUCUUCCUUGAAUUUUAAAGAACCAUACAAAGGACCUUGCUAAUUCAAGGUCUUGGGCUCAGACAUCGUAAACCUGAUACGUAGUUAGUUACUGCUACUGCAUUAUUAAGUUGGGCAAGCAAUGCAUAUGGAAAAGGUAAUUUACAAAUUGCACCUUUCGAAAAUGUGGAUCAAUUUUUGAAAUUAUUGAAAAUAAUAUAUCAAGUUGCUUGUCAGUAAGGUUUUGUUGAAAUUGUCAUCUCUUUAGCAGGAUUUUAAUUCACCAAGGAUCUUCUCCUUCAUGCUUAAGAUUCCUAUUUCGAUGGCCUUUUAUUUGCUCCUUUCCCUAAUUGUCUUGGGCCAACCAAUGCAACAGUGAUCCAUGUAACAUAUAUGCAGAUGAAACACAUCAGAUUUGGAUUUUAGUUGCAAUUGCACUGUAGAUUCUGAACCUGUGUGGGGAAAGAAAGGAGGUUUCAAUUGUAUGCAGUUUUAUUGAAUUUACAUUUAGGCGUUAAGAGAUUUUAGACUUGCCUCCUAUACUUUUUAGUACUAGAAUAACUUCCAUUAUUUAUUCAGAAAUGCAGUGCAUUUUCAAAACAUAUAUGAAUAUAGGAUGAGAAGGUCAUUCUUAUGUUUGUUGAUGUGUCAAGAUGAAAUAGCGCAUUAACUAUGAUCAUAGUUAUUCGAAUCUUACAAUUUGAUAUGAUUAGGCAAUUUUGGCUACCUAUUGAUUUGUAUCAUAAGAUAAACCUCAAAUGACUUUGAAUCUUACAAUCCAUUAAUGAAUCAGUGCAAUUUCGUAUAAUCAAUACAAAUCACACGAUUUAAU